Molecule: messenger RNA, 399 nt
Organism: Suncus etruscus (white-toothed pygmy shrew)
Lineage: Eukaryota; Metazoa; Chordata; Mammalia; Eulipotyphla; Soricidae
Gene: IL4
Product: interleukin 4
Exons: 4
Coding region: 1-399 (132 amino acids)
Biological process (GO): positive regulation of interleukin-10 production; positive regulation of eosinophil chemotaxis; T-helper 2 cell differentiation
Cellular component (GO): extracellular region
Molecular function (GO): cytokine activity; growth factor activity; interleukin-4 receptor binding
Source: RefSeq, a predicted model, not a curated record
AUGGGUCUCACCUCCCCACUGAUUCCCGCUCUGGUCUGCUUACUCGCAUGUACCAGCAACCUGGCACUCGCACGAUGCACACAUAACAUCGUACUGAAAGAGAUCAUCUAUAUACUGAAAAGUCUCACAGAGAAAAAGGAUGCCUGUCUGGACAUGACUGUAGCAGAUGUCUUUGCUGUCCCAAAGAACACAACUGAGAAAGAAACCUUCUGCAGGACUGCAGUUGUGCUCCAGCAGGUCCAUGCAUGUUUACCCAAAUACUUGAAUGGGAUCACACGGAACCUGAGAUGCCUGACCAACAUGACCAGCUGUCCUGUGGAAGAAGCCAGGAAGAGCACACUCAGAGAUCUUUUGGAAAAUCUGAAGUCCAUCAUGAGAGAGAAAUUUGCCAAUUCUUAA